Myotis lucifugus (little brown bat) is the source of this 781-nucleotide messenger RNA. It is a transcript of the gene PRRG2, whose product is annotated as proline rich and Gla domain 2. Gene Ontology annotation, cellular component: extracellular region. The record is from RefSeq and is a predicted model, not a curated record. Gene Ontology annotation, molecular function: calcium ion binding. The transcript has 7 exons. NCBI's taxonomy places the organism in Eukaryota, Metazoa, Chordata, Mammalia, Chiroptera, Vespertilionidae. The annotation marks the transcript as partial.
GAGGUACCUCGUCUGGCUCGAAGCCGCGAUCAUCAGGGAGGAUUACAGAGAACCGGGAGCCGGGAACCCCUCCUUUUUCUUCCCGCCCCUCUCUCCUGCCCCUCUACACAGCUGGCCGCAGCUGGCUUAGGAGGCCCCCAUUAAGGAGGAGGGGACAGUGCUCACAAGUCUGGGCAGGUGGUCCACAAAAUAUGAGGGGCAGGGGCCACCCCUCUCUGCUGCUGCUGUACCUGGGGUUGACCACCUGUCUGGACACCUCACCCAGCGAGGAGCAAGACCAAGAAGUCUUCUUGGACUCCCCCAAGGCCCAGAGCUACCUGGGCAGCCACAGACGAAUUCGUCGAGCCAAUCACUGGGACCUGGAGCUGUUCACGCCAGGGAACCUGGAGCGGGAGUGUUACGAGGAGAAGUGUUCCUGGGAAGAGGCCAGGGAGUACUUUGAGGAUAAUACCCGGACGAAGCACUUUUGGGAGACGUAUAUCCACAAUGGCAAGGCAGGGCGUGGACGAGUGGAUGUAGCAGGCCUGGUUGUGGGGCUGACAUCUGGCAUCCUGGUCAUUGUCCUGGCCGGCCUGGGAGCCUUUUGGUAUCUGCACUGGCGACGUAGCAGAAGCCAGCUACCGAGUCCUCAAGAGGCCGAGCUCAUCAGCCCUCUGAGUCCCCUGAGCCCCCCGGGCCCGCCAACGCCCCUGCCGCCACCCCCACCGCCAGGCCUCCCCACCUACGAGCAGGCGUUAGCGGCCUCUGGGGUGCACGACGCACCUCCGCCACCCUACACCAG